AUGUCAGUGUCACUUGAGCUGCAUGACUGGCCGACAGAGAGGGUAGCAACAUCUUCACCGACUGGGGUGCCCUGUACUGUGGCUGGUGAGACAGCGACCCAGGAGAGAGAACAGAGGCCCGAUCUUCUAACACCAGCAUCCCUCCGAGUCGUAUCCAAUACCAGAAGCGCUUCAACUGAGGAAACUUUAGUCAAUUCGGAUCAUGAUGCCGGUUUCAGGCGACGGGUCGGGGAAACAAUAGUCGUCGGCCCACGAGAAGACAGGACGGUGAACCGAAAGCUCAAAGGGAUUCAUUUAUUCAUGAUCACAAUCAACGCAACCCUUGGAAUCGGUCUCUACUGGCGAGGUGGACAAAUUCUGGAGCUUGGAGGUCCUCUAGCAGUUGUUUUGUCCUACUUUCUUGUUGGUUGCUUGGUUUGGGCUAUCAUGCAAGGCAUUACCGAAAUGUUAUGCAUCUGGCCAAUUCCCGGUGCUCUUUCAAUGUACGUCAGCAAGUUUGUUGAUGAAGAGCUGGGUAUUGCUGUUGGUAUUGCAUACUGGUUUACGUACUCGAUGUCUUUUUCCACGCUUCUCGCAACAUUAGCGGCCGAAUUCGACUACUGGAAUGCUUUCAACAGCCGUGGUGUGCAUGCAGGGCUGAUUUUUGCGGCUGUUCCUAUAACAUUGGUUAUGAUCAAUAUGCUCAGGAUUGAGAGCAUUCCUAAUUGUUUUAUCAAGUCAUAUGGUCUCAUAGAGGUCAUAACUGGGUCUUUCAAGAUUUUCUUUAUGUUUGUCAUCUUUGUUUUUUUGAUCAUAAUCAAUCGAGAAGACUGGUCUAAACCUGUGACCUUUGAUGACACAGCUGCUAAAAAUUGGCCGAUCGCACUAUGUAACGUCAAUGUCUUCAAUUCACUGAUAUACCACAGUAUGUGUAUUUCAACAGCGGUAUUCUCAUUUGUCGGGGUCGAGGUCGUUGCCGCGUCUGCCUUGGAAGCGAAAUGGCCUCAGCAUGGAAGAGACGCAGAAAAUUCAUGCUCCAAGGCAAGCCCCAAAAGCCCCCUAGUUGGGAGUGGGGUCAAGUUCUCCGCCAUAUACAUAUCCGUCCUUGCAACGGUUGCUUAUACCCUGAGCGGGUUUCUCGUCAGUCUCGAUAUUCAAUCUGCCGACUGCAGGUUACCUCGGGUGACCUGGGAUACGACAAGUACCCACUGUAAGGAUCCUGGCAGUCAAUCUGCUUUUGUUAUGAUCGCCAAAGGCUCCAAAAUUAAACAUCUGGCCGAUGUAAUCAAUGUUUUUCUUGUAUUCACCUGCCUAUCAUGUGCGGGUACAAAUCUCUACAUCUCGUCACGCGCGUUAUUUGGCCUCACUAGCCAGCUGAAAGGGGGGAAGGGCCAGAGUUGGCAUAUACGUGUUUUGGCAAAGCUUGGAAAGACAGAUCACCGCAAGGUUCCCAGGCGAGCCAUAGUAUUUUCUGCGGUGGCAUUUUGCUGGAUCCCAUUUCUACAGCUUAUCCAAGGUUCCGAAGCUCAAUCCUCGAUUAAUGUGCUUAUUGAAGUUCUGAGUGAGAUGGCAUCUGUCGGUCUUUUAAUUGUCUGGGCUUGCGUGUGUCUCGCAUUCAUCCGGUAUCAUGGCUGCACCCAAACCAUAAUAAAAAACCAAGAAUUCCUUGACCGAGACGAUGUCGCUCAGGUCGUGCGCAAUAGUCGCAAUUACCCCUAUCGCAGCCACAGCCAGCCGCUAUUGGCCUGGGUAGCCUUCGUGGGUUGUUGCACUGUUCUACUUGUGACGAACAUGGCUUCCUUAUGGCAUCGGUUUCAUCUCUUGCCUUUUUUAACGCCUUUUAUGUCGUCUUAUUUAACAAUCCUGGUAUUUAUUGGGAUGUGGGUCUUACUGAAGGUGCUUCGAGGAGCAAAGUGGUCGCUCGUUGACUUGUCGCGGGCCCAGAGAGUUGCUAAAAUAUUACGGGGCUUGCAUGAAAUGCGCGCAGCGACAAUGACAGACAGGACACCAUCAUAUUGA
Molecule: messenger RNA, 1998 nt
Organism: Penicillium odoratum
Lineage: Eukaryota; Fungi; Ascomycota; Eurotiomycetes; Eurotiales; Aspergillaceae
Product: proline-specific permease
Exons: 8
Coding region: 1-1998 (665 amino acids)
Biological process (GO): transmembrane transport
Cellular component (GO): membrane
Source: RefSeq, a predicted model, not a curated record